Molecule: messenger RNA, 2437 nt
Organism: Hypoxylon trugodes
Lineage: Eukaryota; Fungi; Ascomycota; Sordariomycetes; Xylariales; Hypoxylaceae
Product: putative cytochrome P450 oxidoreductase OrdA-like protein
Exons: 8
Coding region: 589-2175 (528 amino acids)
Molecular function (GO): monooxygenase activity; iron ion binding; heme binding
Source: RefSeq, a predicted model, not a curated record
AUAUUUAAGUCUAUAUUCAACCUUCUAAUUAACCUUAAAAUUGGAGUUCAUUCCCAUGCUUGAAGAGCUUCUAAAGCACUUUGAACAUUUAGGUACUUAGGUAGAUUAUAGACCAUCUUGUUUAGGUGCUAGGCAAUUCAUCGUCUAACACUAGUACCCCGCACUUCUCUCUCCUCACCCCACCUUAUUCUUCAAACUUCAGUUCCGGAGCACUUACCUUAGUUUUAUUCCCGAUAUACGAGACUGAUUUGAGCCUCUAUCUCGCAGUAUCAUGAUGAUAACAUAAUAUCAGACUCAUCAUAAUGUUGAUGCCGAUUAAAAGUUAUUGCGGACACAAUACGUGGCCCCGGCCUCCUACUGGUGAAUAGAAGCCUAUAACAUGUAGCCAAUUUGAAGUGUUGGUUGUCGUAUAUGGUAUGGUGUAAUCCUAUGGUGGUAUAUCUGGGAAGAUUAGAGAAACCGUAAGAUUUACAUUCUGUCGUUAAAUAUAUCUAGAAGAGUGUUCGCACGACGGGUUAAGAUAAAGGCAGUAGUAACGGUGAGUUUCUUCGUGAGUUUGUUGCUGCCCUCUUUGUCAGGUCGUUAGCCAUGGGUAUAUCAUCACUCGUCAUCAGCAUAGGGAUUGGCCUUGCUGCCACGUACAUCUUGAUAAGACUCUUCAGCUCAUUCAAUGCCCAUCGUCUUCCUCUUCCACCAGGGCCUAGGAGCCUUCCUUUUGUUGGGAACUUGAAUGAUCUGCCUAAGCCAGGCGUGUUAGAAGCCCAUCAUUGGUUAGAGCACAAAAGGCUAUACGGCCCUAUAAGCUCUGUAACUAUGAUGGGUCAAACGAUAGUAAUCGUUAACGAUGCGCAGCUAGCAUUUGAGCUACUGGAGAAGCGAUCGGCAAAAUAUUCGUCGAGGCCGAGGCAAGUUUUCGUUGGUGAAAUGAUGGGGUGGGAAAAUUCCCUUGGGUUGUCCCCCUAUAACAAUCGGUUUCGGUCAUAUCGCAAGAAGAUGACCCGCGUCUUGAGUACGAAGACCGGUGCAGCGCAAUUCGACCGGCUUCAAGGAGCUGAGGUGGGACAUUUCCUACUCCAUCUCUUGGAUAAUCCAGGGGGUUUCGUACAACACAUAAGAAGACAGGCUGGUGCGACCAUAUUGAAAAUAGCAUACGGCUAUACCGCAGAGUCGCAUCAGAAUGACCCCUUGGUCGACAUGGCUAGCGAUGCGAUGGAUAAAUUCUCUCGGGCUGCGGUUCCUGGAGCUUUCUUAGUAGAUGUCGCCCCUUUUUUGAGACGACUUCCUGACUGGGUACCGGGAACAGGCUUCAAGAACCUGGCGCGUCAAUGGGGAGCCGAGCUUAAUGAUGUAGUAGAAAAACCGUAUGCCUUUGUUAAACAUCAAAUGGCACACGGGAAAAACGAAACAUCAUUUCUAUCGCAGUUGUUGGAAGCUAGUGAUUCGGACUCUGAGGAAGAGUUCGCCAACAAGUGGUCGGCCAUGUCCCUAUAUACCGCAGGAGCAGACACGACCGUAUCGGCAAUGGCAUGUUUCUUCCUAGCCAUGACGGUUUAUCCCGAGGUCCAACGAAAAGCGCAGGAGGAAAUCGACCGUAUAGUGGGGCAGGAUAGACUUCCUAGCAUAGCGGAUCGUAGAAACCUACCAUACAUCGAGGCGGUAGUGAAGGAAGUCCUACGUUGGCAUCCUGUCGCACCAAUGGCUCUUCCUCAUACGAGUACUGAAGACGACAUCUGCGAAGGGUAUUUCAUUCCGAAAGACUCAAUGGUAUUUGCAAAUGUGUGGCAUUUCACACACGAUUCGAACGUCUACCACGAUCCUAUGUCCUUUAAGCCCGAACGUUUCUUAGCGACAGAUGGACGUGAGCCGGAGCCGGAUCCGCAUGCGUUUGUGUUUGGCUUCGGACGUCGCAUUUGUCCGGGGCGCUACUUAGCAGAUAACGCCUUAUUCCUCAACAUCUCGCAGUCACUAGCCACGUUUAAUAUUAGCAAGUACUUGGAAGACGGGAAGGAGGUUGCGCCUACUGUAAAGUUUGAACCUGGCAUCAUCAGUCAUCCUGCACCGUUCAAGAACAAUAUUAAACCGAGGUCUUCUCGUCAUGAGACGCUGAUUAGGUCGAUCGAGAAGAAAUUUCCUUGGAAGGAGAGCGAUAGCAAAAUCUUGAAGGUCAUGGUCUAGCAGGGUCGGCUGCUAGCUACUUGGCGCUAUAGAGAUUGAAUGGAAUAUUGAAAUGGCUUUGCCUAGGUCUAUCAUUAGAAAAACCAUGACUCUUCAAUGACCCUUGUAUGCGGCGCUCAGCUCGUAGAAGUGAUCCAUUUGAACAUGGUUGAGGACCCGCAUUACCUUUGCUGAUGCCAGCAAUAUAGGCUUGAAAACCUCACAUCUCGGGUUCUUGUUCGGGGCCGAUGAUUAAAGGCCAUUCACAAAACCCCGACAAACC